AUGCCAAGGAAGGACAAGAAAAAUGGCAAAGAAAGUGGCGGCAUAUCGGCAGUGGUAACCAGCCAAGCUGCUGCCAAGUUCUCAAACGGCACGAGCAAGGGCAAUCACGUCAACGGCGGCGGCACUGCUGCCGCUUCCUACCAAAGCCGUCCCGCCUCCCAAGCUUCCUCCCCUCGCGUCGACACGCCCGAGAUUAAUAGGCCCUUGUCGUCUGAUCAUGGAAACCACCUUGUUGCAUCGCCGCUUCUUGACGCCCUGUCCUCGACUUCGGCAUCCCCGAAUAGCAUUCCCAACCUGACAAACGAGUGGGCAAAGACCGUCAUGGCCAGCUCUCCCGGCAACCUCAUCAACCUCACCAGCGACUCCCCGCCGACCCAGCCAUCUUCCUACGAGGACGCCGGUCGGCUGCACAAUGGCUGGGUUGCCGGCCAGCGUCCCUCCGCGAGCCCGUCACCGGCAUCGCUUUCCCCGCCAAGCCACGGUCACCGCCGGCCUCUCAGCUAUCAUUCGGAUAACCAGUUUCAUCUCGCAGGCACCCCUCCGAAGCCCACGAGUGCUGCUGCUGCGUACCGCCGGAGCUCUCUAUACUCGCAGUACCAGGCCGCCAGCCCUACCCAUCCGCCUCUGCCUCACCAACCGCAAGCGCACUUUUAUGGCGCGCAAGAUGCUGCCGACGUUGCCACCACUCCACAGUCGGGGAUGAAAGCGGGUGACCGCGGAUUCUUCCUGGGCUUCGAUAAGCUCCCCGCCAACCACGGAUUUCCAACCAGAGCCGAGAGGGUUGUUCUGGCUGGCUAUGAAGGUGGUUUGCAAGUUUAUUCCGUGAGCAAAAAGGGCAUUGAACUUGUCAGCAGCCUGAAAGGCCUGCGAGGUGGAGUCCACCAUGCCAAAAUCCUUCCCUGGACCGUCAACGACCACAACUCCUUCGUCUUUCCUCUUGUGGCAGUGGUAGUACACGGACCUGUACUGCCCACGCGGCCAACAGCAGAGGAAGGCAACCGCAAAGUUGGCGCAGCUGGCGCGACGCUCGACAGCAGCACCACCAGCCCCAGAUCCAGCUACGCCCACCCAGACGGCUUUCCAGCACGACCCGCCCCUCCCAUUCAGUUUUAUCAGACAUCUGUCGAAGUCUACUCGCUAAAGACCAAAAAGCUGGUCGACGUUCUUCUUCAGGCGCCCGAGCUGCCCAUCAACAUGGAAGUCUCCUUUUCGAGCCCGCUGUUCCAGCCUCCGUCACCCAGUGGAGCGUUCGGCGUGAAAGCUGACGCAGGCACCAUCGCCGUCUCUUCCGGCGUGACGGGUGAAUGCUGGAUCUACAAGCAGCUCUCGGAGCCGCGACGCGCUCACAUGUACGCUUGCACGGGGAAAAUCUGGACAAGGGUUCAACGGAGCAACCGGCCCGAGGUACUGGAAGAGAGCGAUAAGAGGAACUCUUCCACUGUUCCCCCGGCUCACCGUCCGAGUCCUCAGCUGCCGAUUCUUUCCUUGAACGGCCGAUGGAUCGCGUAUUGCCCGUCGGAUCCCUCGUCACAGGUAUCGCUGCGCGCCAACAUUGCCGUGCCCAUCCUUGGUCGCGCUCCUGGGGUCUCCUCCAUGGCGCCGCCCCAUCUUCCGACGCCGUCGGCGGCCGUGGACCUGCCCAUAUCCGACAGCGUGGUGAACAAGCUCAUGCGGGAGACCACGCAGGAACUGAUCUCGGGCAUGAAGUGGGUGGGACAACAGGGCUUGCAGGCUUGGAACUCGUACUGGAGCCAGCCGCCGCAGCAACACGCUCAACAGCAGCAAGCCAGGUCGUCAUCCCCAAACCAAUGGCCCAACCAAAGAGUCUCCCAGGCAGCAGAAUCCUCGCAGUUUCCGCCCACGCAUGGGGCUUCCGGAACGACCACGGCCGCUCCCGCAAAGGACCCGGGGCUCAUCUCCAUCGUCGACGUCGAAACACUCCCGGCCUCGGCCACUGUCCACCCGCUCGCCACGUUUUCGACACCGCUCGGGUGCAGUUUUGUUUCCUUGUCACCGUCAUCCCUGGCGCUCUUCGCGGCGAGCACCAAGGGAGACGUCCAGACGGUCUGGGAUCUCCUGCGGCUCCACUACACCAGCUCUUCCCCACUGCAGACGACGCUCUCCCAACACGAAACCAUCGGUCCCCAAGUCCGGCAGGUUGCGCAGUUUUCGCGAAUGACGGUCGCCAGGAUUGUCGACGUCGCGUGGUCAGAGCCUCUGGGCGACCGCUUGGCCAUGGUCACGGAAAGAGGCACCAUCCACCUGCUCGACAUGCCAGUCAGCUCCUUCAUGUGGCCGCCACCCCGACGCCGCCGCAAGGUUGCGUCCAGGGCCGGGGCAGAGGUGGCCGAGCCGUCUCACUCGGCAGUUUCCAUUGCCUCGGGUGCGCUUGGAGCGGCAUACCAGGCCGCGAAGCCCUUUGUUUCUCGUUCGCGCCGCGGCAGCAGCAACGCCGUGUCGCCCUCUGCCGGAACCACGCUCAGAGACUCCGCCGCCCAAGGCGGGCGCGUCAUCGCGGCCAGCAUCAGCCAUUCCCUCGGCAAAACAGGGACGGCCAUCAGCCAGCUUCGGCACACGGGGGAGAACCGUGUUUCGCUGCCUCCGUGCGUCCUGCCCUCUGCGGGCUGCAUCUCGUGGCUCAGAGGGCGAAAAUCACAUUCUCUGUCCUCGAUUGGGCGGGGCUUGAUUCGUGUCUUCCCCUGCAGGACAAGGGUCUCCUCCUCAGCGCCAGGCAAGAAGAUUUCCCGCGUCAACAAGUACAAAGACAUCAAGAUGCCACUGCUUCCUGACGACGCGGUUGCGCCGCUCGUUCGGCAGGUCGUUGAGCUCGGGGUGGCGGACGAAUACCUGGAGCUCUCCGAAGCGGAGAUGGAGGCUGAAAACACCCUGACGCUCAAACCACGGCGCACGCAGCCUGCUCCCCAGAACGGGCCGGAUGCCACGAUACCCCAAGCGGAGAUAGAGUCUAGCGCUCCGUAUCAGCCCUUUCAUACAGAUCGUCGAGUCGUGCUUUACGAGUACGCACGAGCAGAAGCCUCCUCUGUACUCUUGGCAUGCUCGACGCUGGAGGACAAGUCUGCGGGGAAGAGGAAUAGGAAGCAGAAGGAGGAGGAGGAUGACGAGAUGAGCGCCGAGACUUUCCAGGGCCUGGAAGCGGAGCCGGGACCAGCGCCCGCGCCCGCGACCGCGUGGACCUUUGGUCAGAACAUUUCCUCGAUCCAGCUGGACCUCGGGCUCCCGGCCUCCAACGACGAAGACCUCGUCGGACCGGAUGACCACAUGGCCUUGCCGCAGUCUGCGAUGGAGCGAGUGAUGCAGUAUGGGGACGCGGAGCAGAUUGUGGUGACGACAAGACGACGCCGGGGAAACCGCCAGGGCGACGGCGACGAGGACGGCUUCUUUGAAGACGAUUGCGAAGUGCUCGACUUUGCGGAUCAGCGCGUGUAG
Messenger RNA from Ustilaginoidea virens, 3447 nucleotides. RefSeq lists its product as uncharacterized. Gene Ontology annotation, biological process: response to starvation; autophagy. Gene Ontology annotation, cellular component: cytoplasm. The transcript has 3 exons. Lineage: Eukaryota; Fungi; Ascomycota; Sordariomycetes; Hypocreales; Clavicipitaceae. Gene Ontology annotation, molecular function: protein binding. The record is from RefSeq and is a predicted model, not a curated record. The coding region runs from base 1 to 3447 and encodes 1148 amino acids.